Molecule: messenger RNA, 1383 nt
Organism: Canariomyces notabilis
Lineage: Eukaryota; Fungi; Ascomycota; Sordariomycetes; Sordariales; Chaetomiaceae
Exons: 1
Coding region: 1-1383 (460 amino acids)
Source: RefSeq, a predicted model, not a curated record
AUGGACAACGUCAAGUUGCCGGGGGCAUACCCAUCCUCCUACUCGUCCGGGAUCUUUGAUGGUGCCGGAGAUGGCAUGGACAAUACCAACUUUGAGGUAGGUAACCAUGCCGGCGAGGGCGCUGCCGCCCAGGAGAACCCCAUGAUCUUGCCCCCUCCAGCUAAUCAGCAUGCUGCUCUUCCUCAGGGCGACGAUUUCCUCGACCCGAGCUUUAUUGACCCGCCACUAUUCGAAGAGCUCGCCAACGGGCAGGCUGAGGGGGACCAGGGCCUGGUCAAUGACCAGACCAUGGACGGGGCUAAGAAUGAUAUGGAUCUCCCACAGGGGGAUCUUCCCAGCCCCUCGAUGUUUCUGCCGGAGGACUCUCCCGAGGUGGCCAACCCUGAGCCCCCUCAGCCUCUGCUUGCUAGACCUCCGAUGGAGGAGUUAUUGCGGCAAAAAGACCACGUAUAUACGGGUCUAAUAGCUAACAUCGAUGACUGGCGCCGGGCUGCAACAGACUAUAUCGCCUUCAAUGACAAGAAGGGAAAGGCGGCCGGCCAAACGGCUGAGGACUUCCCCGAGGAUGAUGAAUCCAGACGGGCCCUCGUCCGGGAGCUCUUUGAGGCAAUCGUCGACUUUUCCGACGUUGCCGAUGGUCCCAAGCCGGCAGCGUCACGGGCGCGCCGAGCUUCUGCGGCCGGUCAUGAAGACGAGGGAGAGGACCCCCAACUCCUGGGUGACGGGCCGAAUCUCGAGAACGGAGAAGAGGAAGCUGAUGAAGGCGAAGACGGCGAGGACCACGAACCGCAACCCGCACCAACCGCACGAGGUCAGGCUCGCAAAGAGCCGCCUCAUAUUACACGGGUAAAGGCUCUAUCCAACUUCGAGGUAGAGCUCAUCGCAUUCGACCUCCUCUUACAUAUUUACCGCGCCCAGAAUGGCGUGAUCAGCAUUGCAAACUGGAUGCCGGCACGCCUCGUGGGCCGGUAUGAAAAGUGUCGCAAUUUCCGCGAAAGGUUCGACAUCGUCAAAGAGGGGGUUCGGCGAUACAAACUCAUUGUCAGCAGUCUUAUGGACACCCCUUACAUAAACCGUCUCGCGAUGUGUCCGCGCCGAGAGACACGAGUAAAGGCAUCGAAUAAAAUUUCGAAUGCCCAAAAGACGGAGAGGGUCAAACUUGCCAACGAAAUGUUGAGCAAGGGCCUUGCGAAGACUACCGGUACCGGUAGUCUAGAGCUCUCCAAUGCUCUUAACCUGAGCGCCGCAAAUAGGGCUCCGGAUUUCGAGGAUGAGGAGGAGGAGGGCGGGACUGGCCGCAGGAGACCAGAUCCCCCGGCCAGAGAUGCUCCCGUCCAGGCUGCAAGCACCAAAGGGACUAAGCGUAAGCGGUCCCAGGGCUGA